UCACUUUCAUUCUCCCACUACUGCAGUGCGCAUGCUCCUGACAAAGAAACUGCUGCACAGACUCUUGAACUACCUUUAUUGUUUACUUUUAGAUUGCGUUAAAUUUAAAGUCGUACACUUAUGAUGAUCGCCAUCGAUGGAGCGAAGAACGGAUAUAAACAACUUUAAGCAGUAAACUCCUGAAUAAUGCGGUGGUAGUUGUUGAAAUCAAAAGUGAAAGUGCUGUGGUGCACUCAGCAGUUAUUUGAUAUUCAUCUAAUUUUAAUUUACAAAAAAACUGGGAACACUGGCACUAUGGUGGGGAUGAUGAUGGUUAUUAAAGCCAUUUUAACUGGAUACUUCAUGACGUGCGUUUAUGCUGAUGGAGUUGCAGAUGUGGUACUCACCUGCACUCUGGUGGAGGAGGGAGCUGGACUUGGUGGAAUGGGAGGCGGUCACUUCACUCGGACUCCAGCCACUCUUAUUUUACGAGAUGUUGCUGUGGGCCCUGACGAAUCACUCGAAGAACUCACUCCGUUUGUUCCUCCCUCCAUCCCUGAUCCAGACCUCCUCCUGUUUGAGGCCAAAGUAUCAUCUCCUGAGAUCCCCAAUGCAAACGUGCUGCUCCAUGCAGACUGCAAUGAGCAGGAAGUGAUGUGCGAAUUAAGUAGUUACUCUCCUCGGGGAUUCGAGGAAAACUCAGAUCGGGUCUUUUUCAUGGUGUCCCUCAGCGUGGAUGAGGUUGACUUCAGCACUGCGCUGAUUCUGGAGACCUUGAAGGUGGAGAAAGACGAGUCAACCCUGAUGCAAAGCAAGCUGGGUCUUCCUCUCAGCCAGUCAGGAACUCUGCUUACCGACUUGAUAUUUGUGGUGUUCACCCACAUAAAGUCUGUGUCUGCCCCUCUGAGAAGUGAUGUUCUCCUCAACUGUGGCUUCAAGCAGCAGGACACACCAUUAGCGCAGGAAGUGGGCAUUGAGUGGCGUCUGCAGCACAGAGGUAAAGGCAGGAAGGUGCUUGAAAUGAAGAGGGCGCUGGAUGAUACAGAAGGCAGCACGAUAGUGGAUGGUGAGAGGGCCGGCUCAAGCAUAAAUGCUGCCCAGGUUGUUGGUGAGGGUAACGCCUCUUUGACUCUGACCACGCUGAAGGUUGGAGAUGAGGGGACCUACAUCUGUACAGUCAGUCUUGGUCCUUUCCACUCCCAGCAGGUCAUUCAACUUCGCAUGAUUCAACCUCCAGAUGUUUCCCUCUCAGUGGAGAAGCUGGUUUUAAAGUCAAGUUCGUCCCAGAAAUUAAGUUGUCACAGCAGUAAAUACUACCCACUGGAUUCUCAGAUUGAGUGGUUUUCCCUCUCUCCCACGGACACAGAGCCACAGCUCUUUAAAGAUCAGGGCUCCCUGUCCAGUCAUCGGCAGCACGGUGAUGGAACGUUCACCCUGUCCUCUCACAUAGCUGUGCCUCCCACCACCGUCCCGGGAACCAAAAUCAUCUGCAAGGUCUCCCACACAGCUCUAGAAGAACCACUCUUUGUCAGUGUGGUGGUGGAACCUCCUGAGCCUAAUUCCUAUUGGUGGAUACUGGGCUUCCUGAUCAUCACUGUACUUUUCUUCUAUCAGGUCAUGGGAUAAAUUUCACUUACAUCAUCAUGACUGGAGACUAGAAAAGUUUCUUUGUGUCAUUUUAGUGUUUAAGUUAUUUUUUUUAGGUAUUCCACUGGUUUGUUCAACUCUCCCAGCUUUCUGGAAACUGAAAAAACAAAGUAAAACUAGUCUCAGGAGGUUUACAAAUGUGUAAUAUGUGAUCAACAGGUGUAUACUAAUAUUUAUAAAUGUGUACAAUGAUUUGUGUGUAAGUUUUGAAGACUCACAUGCUCCAGUCCACACACAAAUACAGAGGAAUUGGAACACAUGGAAAACUAAGUUACAAAUGGAUACAUCAAACCUGAAUAAACAGAAUUUUACACAAAUUUUAAAGUUCAACUUUAUAAAUUUGAUAAUUUGUACUUUUAGAAAGCUUCCUGUAACAUUCUUUAUUCUCACGUACAGAUCUUUAAAUAUGCAUGCAUGAAUCCUCUGAUAUGCACAGUGGCGUUUUGAGACUUCACAUUGUAAUGUUCACAUAGUUCCACAAAUGUAAGCUAUGUUCAAGUGCUAAAGGAAACAACUGGAACAUCUGGGCUUCCUGUGGAUUCAUAUGUGUGUUUGUUUUAGUUGAUUUUAUUUACUGAUUACAGAUGCUAUAAAUUAGCCCAUGAAAGCCAAUAUAUGGUUUAAAUAAGCUGCUGCGACAUGCUGGAUAUUCUUCUGCUGGAGCAACAGUCUGAGUGCAGCUGCAGAUGGGAGAACAGUUGGUUACAUUGUAACCCAGGUUCUCUGAGUCGAGAAACUAUCUCUUCAGGCUGCUCAGAAAGGCACUCAAGUCAAGGUCAACUGUAAAAGCCAUGCACACGUAGUUUUUAUAUAGCCAGUAGUAUUCACAUCAUACUAUGGAUUAUGUAGGGUGGAGACACAUCUCUAUGCCUCGUCCUCUGAAGUGAAUAUAUGCAGACAAUUUCUUGUAUAUUUUGAUUAUAUAUGAUUAAGUUGAUAUGGAAUAACAAUCUAGGCUACUAUAUGGCAUCUGUAAUUGGUAAAUGUAUGUUUCCUAGUCGAGUGUAAUGAGCUGUUCUGUUUAUUUAUGUGUGGAUCAGAGCACCCAUUUGUGAGUACUGAAAAUUUUAAUCAUUGUGCACAUUUGUAAAUCUUAAUUUACGGUUCAUUUAUAUAUAAUUUGUAAACGUUUGGGACAAAUUUUGCUCCGUACAAAAAACUUUUUUGGGGGGUGAAAGCUAUGCAUAUGGUAACUGAUUUAUUUAUGACAUAGCAGUGAAAUUUCUAUACAUGAUACAUUUUUUGUUUAUUAUUUUUAAUACCAACCUAUUUUUGCACUACGCAAGUUUGAAGCUUGCAAUAUGCUAAAUUGCAUUAAAACCCACAGAUUACAUCACAAACUAUGUUAUUCACCAACAGUACAAAUUUUAUUCAUAUAAGAUAACACUGCAAUUAUACAGUAGCACACUCCCUUACAUGGAAUUAUUCCCUUCACAGCUUUCAGUAUGUUUGUUGACAGGGGACCUGCUGUUUGCAGGUAGAAAAUAAUGGUGUGUAGGGGCAGUAGGCAUUUUCAUCUUCUGCAGACAUGAAAGGUCCACACGAUUUGUAUUUGAAAGCAGCUAAUAGCGCAAUUGCACUAUGAGUAUUUAUUACCUGAGAUGUGGUCUCUGUAAUAUUUUUGUAAACUAUUUACUUUAUGUUUUUUCCCAGGAGCCCAGAAAUUCUUUUUAAAAAAGAGCAACAAUAUUGAAAGCACCUUAAAUGAGUAUAAAAGUUGUUUUUCCUUGAAUGUAAAAUUAUGCUUUGAGUAUUUGGGGCUUAUUUGGACUUUUUUUAAUCAAUAUAAAGUGGGAAAAGGGGGUUUUUUUUCUGUGUCUCUACCGAAAAAUUGGUAUGACUAUUUAAACACUCUCAGCUUCUUAAGUCCCGCUUACCAGCUGAAUUUACUGUACAUCCAAUAAUUUUGGAGCCUGGCAGAACUUUGUUUUAUAUUCUAGUGGAGAUCCUGAUGCUCCCUGUGACAUUUAAGGAGGACAUGUACCAUUAACCAGAGAUCUGUAGUAACAGAUAGAGUGAUGCUGCCAUACAAGCCUUAGUUUGAAUGUGUGACUUGGUGUGUAACUUCAGUGAAAGAUGGUACAUAGACCCAAUAAAUGUAGAUUAUUAUACUUAAAGGGGGAAUUUGAGAAGGUUUUUGUUAUACUUGUUAUUUUUGGUACAAUAUAUAUAUUUGUUUUAUCUCUCUGUUUUUGUAUGAUUUUAUUUUGUUGUACGUGUAAUAUUGAAGGAUUAUGUGACACUGUGACAAUGGUUAAGGCAUUUUCGUUGAUCAAUCUUUGUACAUUGUGGAAUUGAUUGAAGUCAUACUAGGACAUAAAAAAAAUACAACAUCA
Messenger RNA from Oreochromis niloticus (Nile tilapia), 3962 nucleotides. It is a transcript of the gene tapbpl, whose product is annotated as TAP binding protein like. Gene Ontology annotation, cellular component: membrane. Bases 295 to 1605 code for a protein of 436 amino acids. Lineage: Eukaryota; Metazoa; Chordata; Actinopteri; Cichliformes; Cichlidae. Gene Ontology annotation, biological process: antigen processing and presentation of endogenous peptide antigen via MHC class I. The record is from RefSeq and is a predicted model, not a curated record. The transcript is spliced from 8 exons.